AUGUCUUCGACAAGCAGAUGCAAUUCUUGUUGUUGCAAUGGGCAACAAAAAGCCGAAAAACCAAACUCUGAUGCGAGAACUGUUGAGUACUAAUCAGGAUGGUGCGCGAACAAACAAGGAGCUCGUUUUACUGUGGCCAGAGAACACAUCUUCUCCUUCUGGAACCCACGAAUGGUUCAAGGAUACCUAUUAUACGGGUCACCAUCACAUUCGUGCCCCAAAACGCAUGUUCCAGUGGUCUUCAAAGAAGCGUAAAGUCUCCAGAGAAACAUUACAUUCCGUAAAUGAACGAGAUGUAGUUGAAUAUUAUGAAAAGAAUGUGUUCUGGACGGUUGAUUUUCGCUCCGACUUUGCAAGAGUUGCUAGAAUACUCACUGGCAAUGCUAUAGGUUUAGCUUUAGGAGGUGGUGGUGCAAGAGGUGCAGCUCAUGUAGGAGUCUUACGAGCCUUAAGGGAAAGGGGCAUUCCUGUAGACAUUAUUGGUGGUACAUCAAUUGGCGCUCUCGUGGGAGGAGUUUACGCAGGUACACCUGACGAGAGAGUCGAAGAACGUGCGAGUGUUUGGUUUGGGACGAUGACGAGCCUUUGGCGCAAAAUUUUGGAUUUAACAUAUGCGCAUUCGGCCAUGUUUACGGGUGCUCAACUAAACAAAUGUUUGCGAGAUCUCUUUGGUGAACAAGACAUAGAAAAUCUUUGGAUGCCAUACUUCUGCAUCAGCACAGAUAUCACAACUUCCGAGAUGCGAGUGCACCGUAGUGGACCGCUGUGGGCAUACUGUAGAGCGUCAAUGUCACUCGCAGGCUAUCUUCCACCGAUGUGUGAUCCCCAGGAUGGUCAUCUGCUUUUAGAUGGCGGAUAUGUCAACAAUCUUCCUGCCGACGUGAUGAAAUCGAUGGGUGCAAAAUGUGUGAUUGCGGUAGAUGUCGGUUCUUCUGAAGAAACGAAUCUGUACAACUAUGGUGAUUGUCUCAGUGGAUUAUGGGUCCUUUGGCAGCGUUUAAAUCCAUGGGCUGAACCUGUGAGAAUCUUGAAUAUGGAGGAAAUACAGACUCGGUUGGCAUAUGUAUCAUGCGUUCGACAGCUGGAACUUGUAAAGAAAGCACCAUACUGUAGCUAUUUCCGACCAGCUAUUGACCCAUUUAAAACGCUGGAGUUCAACAAGUUUGGGGAGAUUUUGGUAAUCAUAUCUCUUCUUUUUCUUGUAGAUGAUUUAAAACUUAAUUUUCAGGAAAUUGGUCAUGAGUACGCUAAAGGAAAGAUUGAGGAACUCAUGGAAUCUCCAACAUUUAGCAACUUGUUAAUGGGUGAUGCUCAACAAACUCGAUUUCAUCGUCAGCUUAGCAGAACCAAUAAGGUCGCUUUU
This is a messenger RNA of Strongylus vulgaris, 1363 nucleotides long. NCBI's taxonomy places the organism in Eukaryota, Metazoa, Nematoda, Chromadorea, Rhabditida, Strongylidae. The record is from the annotation of a GenBank genome assembly.